This is a messenger RNA of Brassica rapa (field mustard), 1184 nucleotides long. RefSeq names its product glycosyltransferase BC10-like. Lineage: Eukaryota; Viridiplantae; Streptophyta; Magnoliopsida; Brassicales; Brassicaceae. The record is from RefSeq and is a predicted model, not a curated record. Gene Ontology annotation, molecular function: glycosyltransferase activity. Gene Ontology annotation, cellular component: membrane.
AAUACAAGGCACAUAUUCAGAGCAAGGACUAAGAGUAGAAUUACUACAAACCGAAAGUCAUGAAGAAGAAAAACAUCACAGCCAUUGUUAAAGAACUGAACGUACGCAUGAAGAAAGAGCCGAUCACUCUCCGAUACAUUCACAUCCUCGUCAGCGUUGUCUUCUUCUCCUCCGCCGCAUCUCUCCUCUUCCUCCUCGCUCUUUACUUCAACCAACAAUUCCAAACAUCACUAUUCCUCGUCAAAGAUUUCUCCUCCAACCCUCUCACUUCUCUCCCUCCUCCUCACAGCUCCGGCAAUGAUGUGGCGGAUGAAGAGUUGAUGCGUCGAGCAGAGAUGGCGUCACGUGGCGUGGUGAUGAAUGAGACUAAUCCAAAGGUGGCGUUUAUGUUUCUGACGAGGUGGAAUCUUCCUUUGUCCCCUCUUUGGGAGAUGUUCUUCAAAGGGCAUGAGGGUUUUUAUUCCAUUUAUGUUCAUUCAUCGCCGGAGUUCACUGAGGAGCCACUGGAAUCUUCAGUGUUUUACAAGAAACGUAUACCAAGCAAGGCCGUUGAAUGGGGAGAAUCAUCCAUGAUUGACGCCGAGAGGCGUCUUUUAUCUCACGCGAUUCUUGAACCUUCCAACGCACGUUUCGUUAUCCUCUCCGAGACUUGCAUCCCUCUCUUCAACUUCACCACAGUCUACACUUACCUCAUGCGCGCCACUUCCUCCUUCCUCGGCUCUUUCGACGAUCCAAGGCCCAUAGGCCGAGGUCGUUACAACCCUAGAAUGUUCCCACAUUUAUCACUCUCUGAUUGGCGGAAAGGAAACCAGUGGUUCGAGAUCUCACGUAAAGUUGCUGCCGAGAUAGUCUCCGAUCAUCGGUACUACGCCCUCUUCAAGGAAAACUGUCGUCCGCCGUGCUACAUGGACGAGCAUUAUCUUCCGACAUUGGUUAACAAGAUAUGUCCGGAGAUGAACUCGAACCGGACAGUGACGUGGGUGGAUUGAUCAAGAGGUGGUUCCCAUCCAGCGAGGUUUGUGAGGGAGGAUAUACGGGUCGGGUUCUUGGAUUGGAUCCGGUUCGGGUCGAAUUGUAGCUACGAAGGUGAGGUUAUGAACGUGUGUUUUCUUUUCGCGAGGAAGUUUCAUGUGAGCACCCUCGAGCCUCUCAUGCAGAUUGCUCCAUAUUUGUAUGGAAUAUAA